Molecule: messenger RNA, 3738 nt
Organism: Helianthus annuus (common sunflower)
Lineage: Eukaryota; Viridiplantae; Streptophyta; Magnoliopsida; Asterales; Asteraceae
Product: protein PLASTID MOVEMENT IMPAIRED 1-RELATED 1
Exons: 2
Coding region: 308-3415 (1035 amino acids)
Source: RefSeq, a predicted model, not a curated record
GAGAUCUCUGUUUCAUCAUCAUCAUCAAGGAAGGAAGGAAGGAAGGAUUUAAUCUAAUCUAGGGUUUACGUUCUCCACCUCUUCUUCUUCAUCAUCAUCAUCAUCAUCAAGGCAAGUCUUUCAACUUUCACUUUCCUACUCUCCAAACUCUAUUUCUUAAUCCAUUCCAUUCAACCACAAUCAAUCUACUUUUCUUCUUCAAUUACCACUUUUAUCCUCUCUAAUUUCAACUUUUAAUUACGUUUCUUGAAUCCAACUCUCUGUUAUUUCCGUUUUGAGAUUCCAAUUUCUGUUUAGGGUUGUCAGGAUGUCCAGAAACGUGCUCAACAAGAAAACUGGUGACACUUCUACAAAUAGCAAUGACUUAUUAUUAAACGAUAUUAACAUCCUCAGUAAAGCCUUGUAUCAUCAUCAUCAUGAUCAUAAACCAAACCCUAGAACCAGAUCAAAACUGCCUCAAACAAACUCAAACUCCAAAGAUGACCGACGAUUUCUCAAAGACAACAAGUCAUCACUUUGGGGCUGGAACACAUUCAAAUCCUUUAACCAUAUCCGUAACAAGCGAUUCAACUGCUGUUUUUCACUUCAAGUUCAUUCAAUCGAACAACUUCCUCCGAGUUUCGAGAAUCUCGCACUCUGCGUCAAGUGGAAGAGGCGAGACGGUGAGUUCACCACUCGACCCGCCAAGGUUUCGCAAGGUGUAGCUCAGUUUGAGGAGCUGCUUUUGACCAACACUUGCUCCGUUUACGGUAGCAGGAGUGGGCCCCAUCACUCUGCUAAGUAUGAAGCCAAACACUUUUUACUCUACGCCUCGUUGGUUGUUGACCCGGAGCUUGACUUAGGGAAACACAGGGUUGACCUUACUAGAUUGCUCCCGCUUACGUUGGAGGAGUUAGAGAGCGAAAAAAGCUCCGGAAAGUGGACUACUAGUUAUAGGUUGUCGGGAAAGGCGAAAGGUGCGAGUAUGAAUGUUAGUUUUGGGUAUUCGGUAGUCGGGAGUGGUGACGGUGUGGUCAAAUCUCCUGUAAAGACGUCUGGUCAAAGUCAAAGUCAAAUUAAGCGAGGUGAAAGUCUUCCUGCUAAUUCUCGGUCUGUAGAAAAUGUAAGGGAUCUUCAUGAGAUUUUGCCAGUGUCGAAGUCGGGACUUUCUGAAUCAGUUAGUGUGUUGUAUAAGAAACUCGAAGAAGAAGAGGAAAAGUCAAUCAUCUCUGUUGACUAUGAAACACAACAACCCAAACCCUCAAAUCAAGAUUUAAACUCUACCGAUCAUGAUGAUAGUAAUAUAAUCAGAACGUUUUCUGUCAUGGAGCAGGGAAUCGAGUAUCCCACAAACGAAAAUGUAAAACAAGAAAAAAAAGCGUUUGAUGGUUCAGAAAGUUCAACCUUUGAGCGGGAUCUGGACGUUGAUUCUUUGCCGGUCAAAGAAUUCGAAAGUCAAAACGAAGAAUUUGGUGACAAAGAAUUACUGUUGCAAGAAUUGGAGUUGGCGUUGAAUAAUGCGGUGGACUUGAAAGAAGAAUCGGAUUCACAAGAAGAAAACGAAAAUAUAAACAAAUCAGGUUUCCGAUAUGAAGAAAAGGUUAAAGUCGGUUAUAACGAGAAAGGGAAAUCACUCGAGUUGGAUUACGCUACCGAGGCUGUUGCAGAAGAUUUCUUAGACAUUCUUGGGAUAGACCACAGUCCCGUUAGUUUGACUUCUGAAAGCGAGCCAAACUCUCCACGUGAGCGGUUGCUACGACAAUUCGAGAAGGAUUCCAUGGCUAACGGUUCUUCUUUAUUCAACUUCGAUAUCGAUGAUGAUGAUGGUGAUGUUGACGUUGAUAUAUUGACACCAACACCUGAAGAACCACUGAACAAAACAAAAGCAUCGGUCUUGGAGGACAUGGAGACCGAGGCUUUGAUGCGUGAGUGGGGUCUUAACAAGAAUGUUUUUCAGGGUUCACCAUCAAGUACUACGCCAAGCGGGUCGAGUGGUCCAGUUGACCCGUCUCUUCCUCCACUUGGAGAAGGGCUAGGCUCGUUUGUCCAGACUGGUAAUGGAGGGUUCUUACGGUCCAUGAACCCCGAGAUUUUCAAGAACGCUAAAAGUGGCGGGAACUUGAUUAUGCAGGUUUCUAGUCCGGUUGUUGUGCCUGCAGAAAUGGGUUCUGGAAUAAUGGAUGUAUUACAGUGUUUGGCUUCGGUUGGUAUCGAAAAGCUUUCGAUGCAAGCGAAUAAACUCAUGCCGUUAGAAGAUAUAUCCGGAAAAACCAUGCAACAAAUCGUUUGGGAAUCCACUCCGUCUUUGGAGGCACCACACGGGCAACAUUCAUUGCAUGAGGAGCCAGUGGUUGAACACGUUUCAACGAGUCACGGGUCGAAACGAUAUGAAGCGGAUGGGGCAGAUCAAGAGUAUGUUUCACUUGAGGAUCUUGCUCCGUUGGCGAUGAACAAGAUCGAAGCUUUAUCAAUCGAGGGUUUAAGAAUACAGUCUGGCAUGUCGGAUAAGGAGGCACCGUCUAAUAUAAGCCCACAAUCUAUUGGUGAAAUCUCGGCUCUUGAGGGCAAAAGAGUAAAUUUUGAUGGGUCUUUGGGUUUGGAAGGAACUGGAGGCUUGCAGUUGUUGGAUGUUAAAAACAACCGUGACGGUAACAGUAACGGUAACAGUGAUGAUAUUGAUGGAAUAAUGGGUUUAUCUGUUACGCUUGAUGAAUGGAUGAGAUUGGAUUCUGGCGAAAUUGACGAUGGGGAUGAAAUCAGUGAAAGAACUUCGAGAAUUCUCGCUGCUCAUCAUGCUAGCGAUUUAAUGCGCGCAAGAAGAGGUAAAGGUUCACGGAAAGGCGGUCUUUUAGGGAAUAAUUUUACUGUGGCGUUAAUGGUUCAGCUUCGUGACCCGUUAAGAAACUUCGAGCCUGUUGGUACUCCAAUGCUCGCUCUUGUUCAAGUCGAACGCGUUUUCAUUCCACCAAAACCAAAAAUCUACACCUCUGUUUAUUCGUUAUAUAACAAACCCGAAGAAGAUGAGGUCGAUGAAGUAAAAGUCGAAGAAAAAAAAGUUUCCGUUGAAGAAAAGAAAGCUCGUGUUGAAGUUGAAGAAAGUGAGUUGGUUCCCAAGUUCAAGAUCACGGAGGUACAUGUUGCGGGUGUGAAAACCGAACCCGAACGCGCGCCAAAUAAGAAGGGGAUAUGGGGUUCAAACGCGAAGCAGCAACAGUCGGGGUCGCGAUGGUUGGUUGCAAAUGGAAUGGGGAAGAAGAACACAAAACAUCCGCUAAUGAAAUCGAAAGUUGACGGUAAAUCUAGUGGUAGUUUGUGGAGUAUAUCAUCAAAGGGGAAGGGGAAGGGGAAAGGGAAGGUGGAGCCACCUGUAAGGAACCCGAAUGUUAUUAUCCCGAAUGAAACGGUUAAGUUACUUAGCGGUACAGGUUUUAUAUGAAAUGGCGAUAAAGAUUGAAAACUCUAGAUAGCAUUGUUCAAUACUUCAAUGGGUUGUGUUAGUUGGACAUUAAUAGGAUGGUCUUUUAAAAAAUGUUUGUUCGUUAACGAGUGGUUUGUUACUUCCAACCAAUGUUUAAAACCAAAUCCGACCCGACCCAGCUGGUUGAAACUGUAAAGAGUGGAAAACUGGGAAUAAGUGGUUGAAUGGUUGGUAUACAAAUAAGUGAUUUGGAGUCUAAUUAUAGGGAGUGGUGUGAUUAUGUGAUUUUUCUUUUGUAAAUUAUUUACUUUUUGUUUGGUAAUUUAUAGAUGAUUUUCGUA